AUGGACGAGCUACCUAGUUUCGCCGAAUACAUGCUUAGGCGGCGUCGAAUGACCCAAUCGUCCUCAAGAAACCACGCGACCAUACAUCCAGAUCCUCCUACUCGCUCGCAACGAGAUUCUGCCACGCACGCACGACCAGAUCCUUCUACGCCUCCGCCACCUUAUGGGAUCGAAACCUCGCUAGAGAAUUCCAGUCUGUCUGAACCCCAAGAGAUUCAGAUACUCCGGACGGUGAAUACAGUUAUGGCGCAAGUUGAUGCUAGUCUAGGGAGCCCUACUGGUGGUUGGGGCAACAUUUUGGCCCUCUCCUCUGCUAUUCGCCACGUCUGUGUUGAAACCGCCAUAGCUAUCACCAAGGAUGUGUCUUCUAUAUCUCAGCUUCAGGGAGAGGGGGAUGCGGAGAUUUUGAGAGCCCGUCACAGAACUGUUGAAGCUGUAACCACUACUGCAAAUAUUGCUCUUAUUGGAAAACAGACAGAAGCAGCUAUGAUCACAGCUACCGCAAUUAUUGAUGUAUCAAAUAGCACUGUUUCAAACAUGUCCCGACGCCGCUCGGCAGAUCAGUAUACACCAGCAGAGAAUAUUAUAGCCCUGGACUAUAUGAGGAGGGUGAUUUCUGCUGUAGCUGACGCAGCAACUGAGACAGCUGGGGAAAUUGUUCAGCGAAGAUCCUAA
This is a messenger RNA of Clonostachys byssicola, 675 nucleotides long. The record is from the annotation of a GenBank genome assembly. Lineage: Eukaryota; Fungi; Ascomycota; Sordariomycetes; Hypocreales; Bionectriaceae.